Molecule: messenger RNA, 1527 nt
Organism: Sinocyclocheilus rhinocerous
Lineage: Eukaryota; Metazoa; Chordata; Actinopteri; Cypriniformes; Cyprinidae
Product: bombesin receptor-activated protein C6orf89 homolog
Exons: 6
Coding region: 1-1023 (340 amino acids)
Cellular component (GO): nucleolus; Golgi membrane
Source: RefSeq, a predicted model, not a curated record
AUGGGCUCGUCUCUCAGUGAGCCCUGCAUCUAUGAUAAGCUGUCAGAGAGCAUCGACAUCCUCAUCAGACGCCGUCACACACAUCAGACACAAUCAGACGCCAUCAGACACAAUCAGACGCCAUCAGACAACAUCAGACACAGUCAGACAACAUCAGACGCCGUCAGACACAAUCAGACGCCGUCAGACAACAUCAGACGCCAUCAGACAACAUCAGACGCCAUCAGACACCGUCAGACGCCAUCAGACACCAUCAGACACCGUCAGACACAAUCAGACACAGUCACACACAAUCAGACGCCAUCACACAAUCAGACGCCAUCAGACGCCAUCAGACACAAUCAGACGCCUGUAACUCGUGUUACUUGUAAUGCAUUACCCCCAACACUGUCCACACGCUCUCCACACGCGUCCAUCUCAACAUGCCUGUGUGUGUGUGUGUGGGCAGGGUUUCACGAGUGGUGGGCAUCUGGUGCGCCGCAGACGCCGCAGGUGAACUGCUCGGCCUGCGCAGAUGUGACUGCGGUGCUAGAGCUGAGAGUGUCUGCGGCGAUCGACAGACACACACAGCCACUGCUGCUCAAGGGCGGAGAGUCUCUGUCUCGCCGUGUGUCUCACCUGGAGCAGUUCUCACAGCCGCAGACGCUCACAGCAACACCGGCCAACUUCACCCUGCUCUGGAGUUUCUCGUCUAGUCCCAGAGAGACGCUUCUCCAGUGGUUGUUUCCUGACACUGAGCUCUGCCCUCUGCUGGAGAACACAGGAACAACACUGCAGUGCUGCCAACUGAGCGACAGCACCAGCGUUCAACACACGCGUGUGCAGGUGUUGGGUUGGCUGGUGGUGGCUGAAGGCUCUCCGUGGGUUCGUGUUCUUCCGAUCCAGCGAUGCCAAACACACUGCCGCUCCUUCAGUCUGUGGCUGGAGCCGGGAGACAUGGUGUUGGCGGAUCCGCGCUACUGGCUGCUGGAGCUCUUUGCGUCUGGAGCUCAGAGAGUGCUGUGUGACGGCCCUGUGCUCUGAGAACAUCGUUCAGGAAGUGACAUCAGCACUCGGUUUCUCUUUCUUCAGACGGCGGUGUUUCUGCUGAGCUGCUGGGAUCUUCGGCUCCGGCGAUGUUUUCUGAUCCUCCCGCCAGACGCUCGCAAACUUCAAAGAAACUGUAUUUUGUUGAAAGAAAAUCAAACCUAUUUUAAGGAUAUUUUAGUACGUCUUGACAUUGUUUUCAUGACCAUUAAGCGCAUUUCGUCUACAAAUUACUGGGAUGCAAAAAACUAAAAAUCUCAUUACUGUAAACAAAAAAAUUCUCAUUACUGUUACAAUACAAUUAAUUGAUGUUAAUAUAUAAAGUAAACUAAAUUAUUUUUACAUUUUAUGGUAGUAUUUGUUGUACUGACUGAAUUUAAAUAAAUAAGAAUACUAUUUCUGUAAUACAGUGUUGAGAACAAUAUUUUUUUGGGGAAAACAUUUUUAUGGUUAAAAAAAAAAAAGUGUAACGGUAAUGAGAAUAAAUAUAACUGAUAUAAU